Varanus komodoensis (Komodo dragon) is the source of this 6463-nucleotide messenger RNA. Its product is annotated as prothrombin-like. NCBI's taxonomy places the organism in Eukaryota, Metazoa, Chordata, Lepidosauria, Squamata, Varanidae. Gene Ontology annotation, cellular component: nucleus; extracellular region. Bases 3203 to 4969 code for a protein of 588 amino acids. The transcript has 5 exons. The record is from RefSeq and is a predicted model, not a curated record. Gene Ontology annotation, biological process: negative regulation of transcription by RNA polymerase II; proteolysis; platelet activation. Gene Ontology annotation, molecular function: DNA-binding transcription repressor activity, RNA polymerase II-specific; serine-type endopeptidase activity; calcium ion binding.
UUUUCUCCCCAUGCAGGUUGGCCUCCGGACGUGCACGGCGGUUGGUUCCGCUGCCCUGCGUGGCGCCUCCCGUCGGGCCUGGCCCUGGGCCCUUCCCACUAUGCUGAGAGUGGACUGGGAGUGUGGUGUGUUGGGCGCGCCCUGCAGCCAGGGAUGCGGCUGCGCCUGAUUGGGCCGCGGGAAGAGGAGGAAAAGGAAGCCGCUACCUCGGUGGUGAGCAACAAGCGAAGUUAGACAUUUCCAUCAUCCUGGGGGAAAGAGCCUUGUGUUUGUGACAGAAUACCCAGCUGGAGGAGGAACAUACGGCCAUUUCUAUUGAAAAUGAAACUGGACUACAAAGCAAUCUCAGUCUUUAUCACAAGUUCUGUAAUACAGUGAUCAUCUAAUUGUUUCUUCAUUUGAACAGGUCAGGUUUCAGCGAACAGUGAUGUGGGUUACUUUCUUUUCAUAUGAAAAACGGAAUUUGGACAGAGCAAUCAGAUGACACUCCAUUGCAUGGCUCGGACUGUCUGUUCACUAAGUAAUCUAAAUCUACUGCUAUCCAGCAUUUUUUUUCUUACUACUCUGUCUUAAGGUGGGAGAAGAUCUCUGACCAUUUCAAUAGUUGUCUGUGUUUUAUAAUGACCAAAUAACAACUGGCAGUAGCAUGGAACUUUUAUGUUUUAGACUUUUAUGUUUAUAAAAAACUUUUAAUAUUAUGGCCAUUGAUAAAUGGGGUCUUUUUGCUCAGUAAACAAUUGCACUGCACUGCAUUGCACUAAAUGCUUUAGUGACAGCUACCUUUCCGUAAUUUUUUGCUGAUCAGCUCCUCUGUGGAGUUUUUCCUCUCACCCUGCAACAUUUUCCUGAUGCUACGGAGAAGCAAAUGCAAGGCAAGUACAAAGGAAAACAACUAGGAUGAAAUUUUGGGGAAAGAAUGUUAUAGAGCAGCCUUCUCCAACCCUGUGCCUUCCAGACACAUUUGGACUGCAACACCCAGAAUUCCCAGUCAAUGGCCCUGCUGGAUGGAAAUCCUGGGAGUUGCAGUCCAAAUGCCUCUGAAGGCCACCCAGUUGGAGAAAGGUUCUGUUCCAAGUUUGUAAAGCAAUCUCAGAAAAGUAGUCAUGGGGAACUUACUAUGGCAGCUGCAAGCAGUGAAAAGCGAAAAUCUGCCUUCAGAUCCCCCUUCCCGAGAGUCAUCGAAGUGUCUGUAGCCUUGACAGGAGAAGUCUGCAAUAUUCUGCAGUUCCUGAUAUGCUCUUUGAGGAGCGAUAGGAUUGCUUUGCCUUUCAGGGGAGAAGUGAAUUUGCCAAAUUAAUGUCACAAAAUAAUGCCAUAAAGAAGAAAAAAUAAUGGGACUCAUAGAACAACUUUAGGUAUAAGUAGUUGCCAUGGGGAUCUACAGAGAAGGCAGGAAGCUGGGAAGAAUGGAACACAUCUCUCAGCCUGUCUGCUGGAGUCAAUAGCAAGAACACCUCUCAUUUCAAUGCCUUUAGGGGAUGUUUCAUUUACCAUUUUCAUAUAUAACUUCCAUAUAGUGUGACGUGCCAGAUCCUGCCUAAUUUUGGAGGCUAAGUAGGGUCAGGUCUGGUUGAAUUCUGGAUGGGUGAUUUAAAUGUUUUGAACCUCCUAGAGAGCUUCAGCUACAGGCAGUAUAGAAAUGUAAUGUUGUAAUAAUCAUAGUAUAAUAAUUUUAAGUAUUUCUCAGUAAAAUAAAGGACAGAAAUUCUCACCCUCAAAAAACUUUGGUCUGCAACACGCAGAAUUCCCAGUGAAUGGCCCUGCUGAAUGGGAAUUCGGGGAGUUGCAGUCCAAAUGUCUCUGGAGGCCACCAGGUUGGAAUGCUAAGCAGGAAACCAAAUCUCAUGCUGUGCAGCUGUGGUCAUUAUCAAGAAUCCCUUAGAAGGAUUCCUCCAUUCCAUUCAUCUACUUGCUUCCACUCAUGCUUGCUUUUACAUUAUUGUAAUUAUUGUAUACAAGAAGCGCAAAAUGCCUUAUAAGCAUCUCUCCAUUUAAACUCAUAACAACCAUCCUCUGAUGUAAGUUAGGUAAAGUCCGUGACAGGCCCAAGGUCAGCCAGUGGGCUUCCUUGCUGAGGAGGAAGUAAAACCUGGAUCUCCUAGGUGCCAAUCUAACACUGUAACUGCUAGACUAUACAGGCCCUUGACCACACGUUAGGGAAAAAUUGCUUGUUGAUAAAGAGAAGUAACAAGUUUCUAAUUUCUCUAUCUUUCAUGAAAAGCAAUUUGGUUAGUCUUGUAACUCACAUUUCCUUCAACAUCCCUUUACUGGCUACAUAUUUGAAGCCAUGCAAUAAAUAGGUGUUAUGUUUUCUGGCUUAGGACAAGAAGGCAUCACUACAAAACAAAGCUGUUGUGUGAAAGCAGGGCAUCAAGUUCUUGCCAUUGAAUUAGCAUUCGGAGAGCUUCAGCUUUACUUUUAAAAACAAGUUUCUUGCCUUCCUGAAUAUUAAGAGAAAUGACGGGGGCCGGGGUGUGGUGAGAAAACUAAGCUUUGGUUCUUGUUAUAGCUUCCUGCUUUCUUUACUUCCCUUCAGUGGUAUUCCCUGUCUGCACCAAUGCUGUGUUUAUGCUGCUGUGCUUCUGUAUAUUAUUACAGAAGUGCAAUACAGUUGUGCAAGAUAAGCAAUUGUAAAAUUUGGCUUUUUUGGAUAAGAAUGUGAAUUUGAAACAUGAACCUCCUUUCUAAGGAUGGUUAAGUUCUCCUUAUGACGAUUUGUGUAUAGUAACACACAGUUGUACCUCUCACUGCAUAAAAGGGAGAGCUGAAAUGUGAGCACAAUUUAUGCUUCUGGUUGUCCUAUUGAAACAGCUCUGUAAUACGGCAGACCUCAAAUGAGCAGAUAUUGUCUCUAAUCUUUUAUUAGAGUAUUUAGAUUCCUUGCUUCCAUCUGAAAAGGAACUUCAGAGUCGAUCAUACUUCUUUAAAGACAGCAACCCAGACUUAUUGACACAGAAGAAAAACAAAUUGUCUGGUGAAGCAAAGCAAGGAUGAAACUGAAGCAAAUGUCUCAUUCAUAUGGAUCAAUGGGGAGCUCCACAUCCAAGUAUGUCGUUUCCUUGCUGCUGGCACUGAAUUGCUGUACUGGUUAGCAGAGUCCCAAGCUAGUCCUGCCUGCUUGGAAAAGAAAGCACCAGCAAGAAUAUCAGAUGGGGUACUUGUCACAAAGAAAAAAAGGCUACAAGGACCACCAGUGGUGGCCAUGACUGAGACCACAAGCAUAGAAGCAGAGGCACCGCUGCAGCAAGAAGAUGCUUCCCUAGACAGAAAUGAAGUAGCUCCCUUUGCAGGUGUUCCUAGUAUUCCCAAGGUUGGGGAGCAGAAAGCCAGAGCUCACUGUGUUUCCAUGUUGAAUAAGAAGCUGCCAACCAAACAGUCCUUUGGAUCAGGCAACAGCCAUAAGAAAAAGGAUACAGAUUGGUCCCUGAAGGAGGUCAGAGCACAAACUAGAGAGUCCCAGCCACUUGUGAGCCUCCCCAUAGUUAAGGAUGAUGGAGGCAAAGAAGAUGCUCAGACAGAGCAAGUGAGUAAAACAGUGGAGGAGGCAAAAUUGACUGAAACUUGUUCACAGCCACUCCAGGCCAGUACUGUUUGCCUCAGUGCUCAUUUGGCUGACAAGGUACAAGUGCUGAAGGUGCAGUCUGGUGUUGAUAAAACUCCCAGGGAACAUGGCACCUUUGCAACCAGGGACAGGGUGGAGAAGCAAUGGGACAAACCCAAGCCAGAGAAACAGCCUCAUAGCCACACGAGUGGCACUCCACAGCAAAGGGAAUCAGGAAGUGAGCGACGAUACCAAUGUGAGGAGUGUGGCAAAGCCUUCCUGCAGCUUUGCCACCUGAAGAAGCAUCGCUUUGUCCACACAGAUCACAAGCCCUUCCUAUGCACAGAAUGUGGAAAGAGCUAUAGCUCAGAAGAAAGCUUCAAAGCACACAUACUGGGCCACAGAGGGGUGCGGCCCUUCCCCUGCCCCCAGUGCCACAAGACUUAUGGCACCAAACGUGACCUUCAAGAACACCAGGUGCUGCACACAGGCCAGCGCCCUUUUGCUUGCCCAGAUUGUGGGAAAUCCUUUGCCCGCCGUCCCUCUCUUCGUAUUCAUCGCAAAACACACCAGGCCAAGGAGCCCAGCCCUUCUGCCACAGCUGCCUGCCAGUGUGUGAUCUGCGGCCGGCAUCUGGCUAACCCUGGGUCACUGCGCAACCAUAUGCGGUUGCACACUGGGGAACGUCCCUACACUUGCUCCUACUGUCCCAAGACUUUCCGCCAGCAAGGCAAUCUGCGUGGACAUCUUCGACUGCAUACAGGGGAACGCCCUUACCGCUGCCACUUCUGUGGGGAUGCCUUCCCACAGCGUCCAGAGCUGCGUCGCCACCUGAUCUCCCACACAGGUGAGGCUCAUCUGUGCACAGUUUGUGGGAAAGCCCUGCGUGACCCCCACACAUUACGGGCUCAUGAGCGUCUGCACACAGGGGAGCGGCCAUUUCACUGCCAUUUGUGCCCGAAAUCUUACCCUCUAGCCACUAAGCUGCGGCGCCACCAAAAAGCCCACCAUGGUGAUAAACCUCACCAGUGCACCAUAUGUGGGAUGGGCUAUGCCCUUCCCCAGAGCCUCCAACGCCACCAGCUUGAACACAAAGGAAAGCUAGACAGGGAUCCGUCCAAACCAGGAGCAAAACACCCCCAGGAGCUGCUAGCUUCAGAGCAGCCUGCAGUGCUAGUGAUGCGCUCUGUGAAUGUGCAGUCCCCUGACAACAAAACGGAUCUCCUCAUCACCAGUAAUGGACACUACGUUGCUUCACAACAGAGCUCUUCUCGAUGCAAGGAUGUCAUUGAAAUUGCUCUCUCGGAUGCUGAGGAAGAAUGUAUCAUUGUGCAGGAGCAGGGCUCCUCCAAUGACAUGUUCAUUAUUCAGGAAGGUGUUGGUUUUAGCACAGUGGCUGAGGUAGUUGAGGUAGAGGUAGGAACAUGACUGCCAGUCUUUUAAGAGAUAGAUUGCUGAAUGUGUUCUCUUUGUGCUUAGGAGAAGCAAGGAGGGUCAAGAAAUACAUGCUUGGGUUGUUUAGAAGUAUAGAAAGUCAGGGAAAAAUGAGGUGACAUUUAGCCAGGACUCUGGCCAGAUUCCUUAUACCAUCACAAUUUGCAAAGAACAGGUGAUAAGUUCUGCCUAAGAGACCAGAAGAUGUUCUUGGAAGAAGACCUUCUCUGUGCAUAAUUUUAUUGCUAUCAAAACUUAUUUCCAACUGAUCCAGUGCCAAGGUGGUUCUGGGUCUGUCAGCGCAUCACACGAGAUGUGGCAGCACUCAAAAAAUUAUGUGCAUGAGCACUAUUCAUGUGCUUCAGCCAGAUCCUAUGGGCGGUUCAUAGAACAGUUAUAUGUUUCCAUGUUGCACUGCAGGUGCUGCUAUGGGAACAACCUGUGCAAUCAAAUGGUUUUCUAGCUACCAAGGCAGCAUGUGGGUUUUGCCUGAAUCAACCCACAUUGCUGUCUGGAUAAGUGUGGACCAGAGUUAACUGCUUAAAGCUUUGCUUUUAUGAUCAAGUAAUCACUGGAUCUACCAUAAGAGCAUAUCUAGCUCUUUACUGUCUUAUGCUCGAGUAAAAUGGUGUAAGUGCUGCUGGCCCAAUAACCACUAAAAUUUCCUGACCUUGUCUCAAUCAGAGAAUUCGGUUUUUGCAUUUAUCAAGCAAGUCCAGGUAGCAAGGAAUGGUAUUUCAAGGGGUUUCAAAAUGAGAUCAAGGUAAAAAUGACUGAUUGACCCCAAACAUGCAAAUAAGACAAAUACAUGUCUCCCAUUUAGGGGUUACAGAACCUUCAUCAGACUUAGAUCAGUUAAGUCAAAAUAAAAGCUCACUGCCAAAUUUGACAACUGUAUGUUGAGUCAAUAGCAGCAACUGUCAGUCGCUGAAUUGAACCUCUUCAGAUUUCUGGUAAAAGAAAUGAUGAAAGAUUUCACUCACAUAUCAUUAAACAAUUGGGGUGGAUAGAGCUUUACUGUGUCUCUGCAUUUCAUAGUAGAAAAUGGAAGAAUUAUUACACUGAUAAUUAGCCCUCCUUAGAUUUGUCUCAUUUUGCCUUUGUUUGCCAUUGUUACUUCCUUGAGCUGUUUCUUAAUUGUGAAAAUCCAGAACUCUCUGUUUUGAAACUCACUACAGAACUAUUCAGAAUUUGACCUUCUUCCAUACACGUUGAACUUGAAUACAGGGGAAGGGUUGUUGUAGUGACUAUUAAAGUUCACAAGGCAGCAUUUGAUUCCCUUACAUGUAGCCUGAUGGGGUACAGUCCAUCAAAAGAUCAUGUAGGUCUGCCAACAUCUUGUUAGAAAACCAGUUUGGAGGGGCAUGUGUGUGCAAAAUAUAUAGCUCAAGGAUGGCAGUGGCAAAUGCUUCCACACAUGUAUGUGAAAGUUGCAGACUUAAGACCUCAGGUCCACAAUUAUACACUCAAUAAAACAUAUACAAGCAA